Messenger RNA from Lodderomyces elongisporus, 2121 nucleotides. It is a transcript of the gene TRP5, whose product is annotated as tryptophan synthase. Lineage: Eukaryota; Fungi; Ascomycota; Pichiomycetes; Serinales; Debaryomycetaceae. Gene Ontology annotation, biological process: L-tryptophan biosynthetic process. Bases 1 to 2121 code for a protein of 706 amino acids. Gene Ontology annotation, molecular function: tryptophan synthase activity. The record is from RefSeq and is a predicted model, not a curated record. The transcript has a single exon. Gene Ontology annotation, cellular component: cytoplasm.
AUGUCUCAACAUUUAAGAGAAACUUUUGCAAGGUGUAAAAAAGAAGGCCGCAAUGCGCUUGUCAACUUUAUCACUGUAGGAUACCCCACAGUUGAAGAUACAAUUCCUAUUUUGAAAGGGAUGCAAGAUGCCGGAACAGAUAUAAUUGAGCUUGGUGUACCAUUUUCAGACCCUAUAGCCGAUGGCCCAACCAUUCAAACUGCCAACAUCAAAGCCUUGGAGAAUGGAAUCACAGUUCCAAAAGUCUUGGAGUUGGUGACAAAGGCUAGAGAAAGCGGAGUCACUGUGCCUUUAAUUUUAAUGGGAUACUACAAUCCAAUCUUGAAGUACGGAGAGAACCAAUUUUUGGAAGAUGCAGAAAAAGCUGGUGCCAAUGGUUUUAUUAUUGUGGACUUGCCACCAGAGGAAGCAGUUAAAUUCAGAUCAUCGUGUGCCAAAUAUGGGUUGUCAUAUGUCCCCUUGGUCGCACCCGCUACAACUGAUGAAAGGUUGAAAGUUUUGGGACAAAUUGCUGAUUCAUUUAUCUACGUUGUGUCAAAGAUGGGUACUACUGGUGCCUCAAGCAAAGUCUCAUCUGGUAUUGAUGAGUUAUGUGCACGUGUGAGAAAGUUUGCCGGCGCAGAAACACCCUUGGCAGUAGGAUUCGGUGUUUCUACGCGAGAGCACUUUUUGGAAGUUGGUAAAGUUGCAGAUGGUGUGGUUAUUGGCUCAAAGAUUGUGACUUUGAUUGGUGAGUCUGCACCAGGAAAGAGAGGCGAGACUGCUUACAACUAUGUCAAAUCGAUUUUGGGACAGGAUUACAAAUCUAAUGCACCUUCCACUUAUAGUAGGUCAGAUCUCAGCAAAGAGCAACGCGAAUCGAAACCUAUUUUGGAAGAGGCUCACAAGUUUAACCCUAGAUUUGGAGAUUUUGGAGGUCAAUAUGUUCCUGAGGCAUUACACUCUUGUUUAGCGGAAUUAGAAAAAGGGUUUGAAGAUGCAGUUGCAGAUCCGGAAUUCUGGAAAGAGUUUAGAGACUUGUACUCCUAUAUUGGUCGUCCAUCAUCAUUGCACAAAGCGGAAAGAUUAUCUGAACAUGCAGGUGGUGCAACCAUUUGGUUGAAGCGCGAGGAUUUGAACCAUACCGGAUCCCACAAGAUUAAUAAUGCAUUAGCCCAAGUAUUGCUCGCUAAACGUUUAGGUAAGAAGAAGAUCAUUGCCGAGACCGGUGCUGGCCAACACGGUGUUGCCACAGCCACAGCCUGUGCCAAGUUUGGACUUGAAUGUACGGUUUUCAUGGGUGCCGAAGAUACUAGACGUCAAGCAUUGAAUGUGUUUAGAAUGAAGAUCUUGGGCGCCACGGUUAUCCCAGUCAAGAAUGGUACUCAAACAUUGAGGGAUGCAACUUCAGAGGCUUUUAGAUACUGGGUUUCCAAUUUGGAGACUACACAUUAUGUUGUUGGUUCAGCAAUUGGCCCACAUCCAUACCCUGUUUUAGUGAGAACAUUCCAAAGUGUUAUUGGACAAGAAACCAAAGAGCAAUUCAAACAACUCAAUGAUGGCAAACUUCCAAAUGCAGUGGUUGCAUGUGUAGGUGGUGGUUCCAACUCUACUGGUAUGUUCUCACCAUUUGAGAAAGAUGUGGAAGUCAAGAUGUUGGGUGUAGAAGCUGGUGGUGAUGGUAUUGAUACUGAGCGUCACUCAGCUACAUUAACAGCAGGUAUUCCUGGUGUUUUCCAUGGUGUUAGAACAUAUGUUUUGCAAGACAGCGAUGGACAAGUGCACGAUACACACUCAGUCUCUGCAGGUUUGGAUUACCCAGGUGUUGGUCCUGAGUUGGCAUUCUGGAAGAGUACGGGACGUGCCGAAUUCAUUGCUGCUACGGAUGCACAAGCCUUGCAAGGGUUUAGACUUUUAUCGCAAUUGGAAGGUAUUAUUCCAGCCCUCGAGUCCUCGCAUGCUAUCUAUGGUGGUGUAGAGUUGGCCAAGAAAUUACCCAAGGACCAGCAUAUUGUUAUAAACGUUUCUGGAAGAGGUGAUAAGGAUGUUCAAUCUGUUGCUGAGGUGUUGCCUAAAUUGGGUGAACAAAUCGGAUGGGAUUUAAGAUUUGACGAAGACCCUUCAAAGAAAAAUGAAGUUUGA